GAUGGCGGAGGGCAGUAACGUGCCGUGUUGCGCCUAAACUGCCGGAAAUGACAUUAGACGAAGAAGAAAGAAGGGCCCCUUUUAGACUGUAAACACCACGCGUUAUCACCGUAAAGAUGGAGGCCUUGUAAUACGUCCAUGCUUGUAUGUUGACGUGUAGCAUUUAUCACUAUUCUCAAUUUCUCAUGGUUCUAACGAGUUAAUGAACAAAAAUUUGAUGAGUGAAAAUGUCUCGUUUAAUCAUUAAGAAUCUCCCGAACGGGAUGAAGGAGGAGAGAUUCCGUGGAAUGUUCUCUGCCUUUGGAACCGUGACUGAUUGUGGCCUGAAGUUCACCAAGGAUGGAAAGUUCCGCAAGUUUGGCUUUGUGGGUUUUCGAACGGAAGAAGAAGCAGAGAGAGCGAUGAAACAUUUCAAUAAGAGCUUUGUGGAUACUUCCAGAGUGACGGUGGAAUGGUGCAAGUCCUUUGGUGACCCCACUAAGGCCAAGUCCUGGAGCAAACACACCCACCAACCCAAGCCUGAUGGCAAUCAGAAACAGAAUCUGAAGGAAUCAAAAAUGGACAAGAAGAAUAAAAAGAAAGAUGUUCCCACUCUUCUUGGAGAGUUGGAACAAGAUGAAGGCUUCCAGGAGUUUGUCACUGUUCACCAGAACCGCACCCAGGUUCCCACAUGGGUCAAUGAUACACUAAAUGAAGGAGCAGAUCUCAGCAGUAACAGGGAAGACCAGAGGAAAAAAAAGACAAAGAAUAAAGAAAUCAUCGAGGACUACCUCAACUUUGACUCGGACCACUCUGCAGACAUGAGUCCAGAUGAGGAAGAAGAGGAUGAGGCGGAUGGGCAAACGUCUACAAAGGAGGCUCUGAAGACUGGCCUGUCAGAUAUGGAUUACCUGCGCUCCAAGGUGGUGGGAACAUCAGGAGAGAGCAUGGAAGGAGAUGGAAAAUCUGGUGAUGGUGAUAAACCUGAUGACAAUAAAGAGGAGAAACACAGCAAAACAUCCAAGCAAGAGACGGAGCCUACCACUGAUUUCACAGUGAAGCUUAGAGGAGCUCCGUUCAAUGUCAAGGAGCAACAAGUACGCGAGUUCAUGACACCACUGAAACCUGUGGCCAUUCGUAUCGUGAAGAAUACCCAUGGCAACAAGACAGGAUAUGUGUUUGUGGACUUGCGUUCUCAGGAGGAGGUGAAUAAGGCCCUACAAAAGAAUAAGGACUAUAUAGGGGGCCGUUAUAUUGAAGUGUUCCAAGACAGUGGUGUCAACAGCGACAGGAAAGGGGCUCCUGUGAAGAAGCAGGACACCAUGGCACAAACAUUCCACCGGGACCUGAAAGAGGAUGAAGAGGAGGAAGACCUAUCUGAGUCUGGCCGACUCUUUAUCAGGAACCUCCCCUACACCUGCAAUGAGCAGGAAUUGACUGACAUUUUCACUAAGCAUGGUCCUUUGUCAGAGGUACAUUUUCCCAUUGACAGCUUGACCAAGAAGCCCAAAGGCUUUGCCUUCAUCACCUACAUGAUCCCAGAACAUGCUGUGACGGCACUAGCUGACCUCGAUGGGCACAUCUUCCAGGGGCGUAUGCUGCACAUCCUGCCGUCCACAGUGAAGAAGGAGAAGUCUGAUCAGAGCUCUUCUGCCCCAGGCUCCUCUUCCUACAAGAAGCAGAAAGAUGCCAAGAUGAAGGCAUGCAGUACCAGCUCACACAAUUGGAACACACUAUUUCUGGGCGCUAAUGCAGUUGCUGAUGCAAUUGCUGAAAAAUACAACACCACGAAGAGCCAUGUGCUUGACCAUGAAUCUCAGGGAAGUUUGGCUGUACGGAUGGCUCUUGGUGAGACCCAGAUCAUCCAGGAGACUCGGCAGUUUCUGCUGGACAACCACAUCUGCCUAGACUCCUUCAGUCAGGCUUCAGGUCCCCGGAGUACCUCGGUCCUGCUGGUGAAGAACCUUCCGGCAGGUGUUCAGGUCUCUGAGCUAGAGGCCCUAUUCUCACCCCAUGGUUCCCUGGGCCGUGUCCUCCUCCCCCCCUCUGGCCUGACUGCUAUCGUGGAAUUCUUGGAGCCUACUGAGGCAAAACGGGCAUUCACUAAACUGGCUUACACCAAGGUGACUACCAUAGGUCAACCUUUACUCGUACAAAAAAUAUAUAACAUUAAUACUGUUUUUGGUGAAAUGUGUUCUACAUGUGAUAAAAGAAAUGAGUCCAAGAAUGCAGUCUCUGCUGAUGAAGAGUGCAGUGAUGAGGAGUGUGUGCCAGGCUCCACACUUUUCCUCAAGAACCUCAACUUCAGCACCACGGAAGAGACUCUCCUGGAGGUCUUUUCAAAGUGUGGUGUGGUGAAGAACUGCACAAUCUCCAAGAAGAAGGACAAAACAGGUCACCUGCUGUCAAUGGGCUUUGGGUUUGUGGUUUACAGGAACCCCCAAGCAGCACAGAAGGCCUUGAGACAGCUGCAGCACUGCACUGUGGAUGAGCACCAGCUGGAGCUGAAGAUCUCCGAGAGAGACGCCAGGCCCAGCGCACUACGCUCUCGCAAGAAGCAGACAUCCAAGAAGCAGACAACCUCAAAAAUCCUAGUGCGUAACAUCCCCUUCCAGGCGUCUGUUCGGGAGCUGCGGGAGCUCUUUAGUACAUUUGGGGAGCUGAAUACUGUCCGCUUACCCAAGAAAGUCGGUGGGACAGGGUCACAUCGGGGGUUUGGCUUUGUGGAUUUCCUCACCAAACAGGAUGCCAAGAAAGCAUUUGCUGCUCUGUGUCAUAGUACCCAUCUGUACGGCCGCCGUCUAGUUCUGGAGUGGGCUGAUUCAGUGGAGACUGUAGAAACUCUCAGGAAAAGGACAGCCCAACACUUCCAUGAUGCACCUAAGAAGAAGAAACAGUCUGAGGUAAUGGAGGGGAUAAUGGAGGGGAUAGAGAGAGGAGAAGAGGAGGACUGAAGGAAAGAAGCAUGAUGACAUUCAGACCUAAAAUAACAUUUUGGUUUCAGGGCCUGUUUAUGACCUUGUUUAGUUUGUGAAACUUGUGAAUAGACCAUAUUUCUAUAUAGAAUUGUUGAGUGGCCUGCAGUGAUUAGUAUUAAAUUAAUAUUUUGAUAUUUUAUAUUGCUGGGCAUUUCAGAGAUUUUAAUAAAACAGUGGGCUCCAGAAUGAUUGACAGCAUUGAGAAAUAUGGACAAAAAUACUGUAAGCUAGAAAAGAAUAGUUAUUAACAUUUUAUUUUACAGCAUGUGGAAAGUAGUGUGAUCUAUGAAAGAUUCAAUUGAAUCAACCAAAGUCUUACAUUUGUCAAAUAAAUGUAUUUCCAAAGAAAUUGGCACCCCUGGUUUAAUACUUAGUGCAAACAUUUCUGGCAAGUAUGACAGUCAUGAGUCUUUUACUAGAAUUUGAUAAAACAUUUGGGAUUUUUCACCUUUCCUCAAUGCAGAUUAGACUCAUUGAUAUCCUUGGGUUUGUAAUCCUUCCUUCAUUCAGACCACAGGUUGUUGAUGGGAUUUAAGUCUAGAGACUGAGAUGGCCUUUGCAGAACAUGGAUGUUUUUUUCAAUCACCUUACCUAUGUGGAUUUUGAUGUUUGUUUGAAAUCCUGCUGGACAAUCUACCUAUGACCAACUCUCAGCUUCCUAGCAGAGACAGCUAGAUUUAGCAAUUUGUUGACUACAUUGUGCCAUUGAUCUUGCCCCUGGACCACUGGCAGCAAAACCUCUCCAAACCAUGAAUGACCCACAUCCAUAUUUCACAGUAGGAAUUAAGUGCUUCUUGUUUGCGUUCUGCCAAACAUGUUUAUGGUGGUGUGUGUAGGACCAAAACAUUCAACUUUGAUCUGACCAUAGCACGCUCUUCCAGCCAUAAUUCCAAUGAGGUUGGGCAAACUCCUUGAUGCUUGGUUUUGUUUAUUGUUCUCAGUAAAGGACAUCUUCGUGCUCCCCUUCCAAAUAGUAUGGAAGUGGCAUUUUAUGGUUCUUUUUGAGACUUGGUGACUCCAAGAUGCAAUUUUAGGUUUCCCAUUUGAUUGUACCCAUCAGCAGACCUGUGGUCAUCUGUCUCUUCUGAAUUCAGUUCUUUGACUUUUCCCAUGUUGAUGGAUUACAAAGGGUUUUGCAUGCUUGUUACCGCAUUUUUAAUACCCACACAUUUUUAAUACAAAGUGAUAGAAUGACACAAUAUAGUUCCUUUUAGACUGAGAUUAACUCAAUGAAGUUAAACUGUAUUGCCAAUUUGUUUCAUUUUCUUUACAAUAAUUGUUUGGGCUACCAAUAAGUUUGGUAAAAGUACAAAUAAUAAACCCCAUGUUUAUUAUUUGCAGAAUUUUCCUUCAUUUUUAUUAAGGCUGUCAAUUCUGGAGCCCAUUGUAUGUGUACUGUCAUUGGUAGGUUUAACAACUGUACAGUUUCUAACAUUGGAAUAAUAAUACUUUGUUAAUAUUUUGACAUUUUUAUAUUGCGACCAAUGAUGUGACCAGUUUUCAUGGUGUGUGUGAGCACAUUUUUUAGAAAAGCAUGCCUUUCAUUCAUAUUUAUUUUCUUUUCAAAACCUAGUGCUUGUUGUUCUAGCAACCACAUAAUGUAAACUGUAUGCACAUUGUAAUAUACUGAUUUAAGGUCUCAGUCAUUUUUGUUCAGUUCAAUCAAGUGUUUCAUUCUGGAAUAAAAAAAUAAAAAAACAACAGAAGAA
Molecule: messenger RNA, 4666 nt
Organism: Conger conger (European conger)
Lineage: Eukaryota; Metazoa; Chordata; Actinopteri; Anguilliformes; Congridae
Gene: rbm19
Product: RNA binding motif protein 19
Exons: 23
Coding region: 228-2933 (901 amino acids)
Molecular function (GO): RNA binding
Source: RefSeq, a predicted model, not a curated record